AUGCCUGAAGACGAGGCUAUUCAGUUUGUAGUAUUACAUUUGGAUGGUGUGGCUUAUGACCGGUGGCAUCAUGGUUUGGUUACCCAGAACCAUGGACUCAUUCAUUCUUACAGGGAGUUUAUUGAGCGGUUGAUUUCUAGAUUUGACCUUAAGGAUGUUGAGUUAUAUUACAAAGAGCUUGCACUGUUGCGACAGACUGGAUAUGUUGAAACUUAUAUUAAUGAGUUUCAACACAUUGUUGUUAUGGUUCCAAAGAUGCAAGAUAGAUGUGUGGUGAUGCUUUUCAUUGAGGGGUUACAUGACAGGUUACGAGGUUUGGUCAAGGCUCUUAAGCCUAAGACAUUACAUGAGGCUAUUCAGACUACCUUAGACCUUGAUACUUCACCACCACCUACUUCUUAUCAAUCGAAUAGGAAGUUUUCUGGGGGCUCCAAGCCUUUUCAGAGGUUUUCUACAAAGCACAAGAGUACACCACCUCCUCCCAGGAUGGAUUAG
Cryptomeria japonica (Japanese cedar) is the source of this 495-nucleotide messenger RNA. RefSeq lists its product as uncharacterized. Lineage: Eukaryota; Viridiplantae; Streptophyta; Pinopsida; Cupressales; Cupressaceae. The transcript has a single exon. Bases 1 to 495 code for a protein of 164 amino acids. The record is from RefSeq and is a predicted model, not a curated record.